AUGAACUUCACCAAUAGUGAACCAAAUAGUAUAGGUGACUUACUACCACAUCCAGUGGGUACAGCAGCGCCAGCAGCAGCAAAUACGGCAGCGCCAGCAGCAGCAGCAGCAGCAGCAGCAGCAAAUACAGCAAAUACAGCACUAUCAUCAUCAUCAUCAUCACUGUAUCCCAAAAAGAAAAAUAUGUCUGAUGACGUACUAAAAUCAACAUUGCAGGAAGAUUUCGAUUUUACUAGCAUGCCUCUGCUCGCCGUUGACUCGGAAACGACCAGAAUAAAUAGCAUCAACAAUACGGGCACAUCUACAGAAUUGUCACAACUACAACAGCAACAGCAACCGUCAGGAACAAGUACAGAGGCGGUAACUAAGAAAUCUAAAAAAAUACCAGUCGAACUAACGGCGCAUGCACAAAAACUACAUGCUGGGUGUACAGAUGCAAUAACACGAUUACGAAGAAAAUCACUAAAGUCAAAAGGAGGUGGUGGAGGAGACGACGACGAUGAUGAGGAUAUUGAUGAUGAUGACGACGCUGGUGUCUCUAUUGAUAACGACGACGAAGAUGAUUUGAAAUGCGGCUCAAAACUAGACACCUCCGUUUCAACCAUCUCGUCGAGAAUAAAAAGGGAAGAAAUCGAAUUUAACCUUGACUCAUUUGAUAAACCCAAGGUCUUCAAUGCUAAGGUUAAAAAGGCCAAGCAUUUGUCAACUACCGGUAAUAAUGCUUCUGGUAGUGUUGCAAUGUCUGCUUCUUCCUCAACAAAUUCAACCAAUUUAAGUAGAAAAAAUUCAAACGCUUCUACUGCUCCAUUACACAAACAGAUGCGUGAACGUAAGAAACUUGCUUCAUCAGAUACUGGAAUGACUGUAACGCCAACAAGAUCUAGGCGUGGUGCUUCUUUUUCGGCACAAUCCGGUGCAAACUAUGCAAUUAAUGUACCAGAGUUCAAUGACAUAUAUCCACAAACCGAUAAUGUUGAGUUUUCGACCCCACAGUUUUUACCUUCAACAAAUGCAGACGAAAUGAAUUGGUUGAAUAAUCUUACUAGUAUUGCGGGCAUGUCUGACAACAAUAUUAAAUUUGACAAGUUUCAACGCCAAACUUCAAUUAGUGCAAAUAUCAAUGAAUAUCCGACUCCGCCAAUCAAUGUAAGCCAACAUGGAUCGUUUUCACAUCCGUCACAUUUCUCAGCAGUUGCUCAAAUGCGGACUGAUAGCGUUAAUAGUAUAAAUUCGAACUUCAGUAGUUCGUAUUUGAUGCCAACUGUUACUUUGACUAACCAGGAGAUCCAAAAUGGUGUGCAUGCCCAUCAACGAAUGCUUCAGCAGCAGCAGCAACAGCAGCAACAGCAACAGCAACAACAGCAACAACAGCAACAGCAACCGCAACAACAGCAACAACAACAACAACAACAACAACAACAACAACACCAGCCGCAACAACAGCCGCAACAACAGCAGUUUCAACAAUUUUCACUGCUUCCUGAUCAAUCUCAACACCAACAAUCUAUUAUACCCGACCACCCUCACGUGAACUUUGACUCUGCAGGAUACUCAUUUUAUGAUGUUCCAGACAACAUGAUGGAUAUCCAAAUGACAGACGAAUUGCCAUUACAUUUAAAAGUGUUAACUCCUUUAAAACAAGACGUCGAGGAAGAUACAGUGAACGCCAGUAAAUUGCAUGAACCUAAGCAGAUGGAUAUGGAUUUGAAUUUCCUUAAUGAUAUUGAUUACCUUACUCAUGAGAUUGAUGUUAAUGCAAAGUUUACGUCUGGAGGCUACUCGUUUUACGGAGAUAAUAUAUCGGCUUGUUCCUCUGGUAUAGAUACCAAUUCUCCGGGUAUCAAUAUAAGAUCACCAAACAAGUUUGGCAAUAUGAAUAGGUUUGACACCACUAUUGAUCAAAACCAAUUGACUAACAUUGAAAGGAUUGGAUCGCCACAUCAGGAAAUUGUCGAUCGAAUUCCCCCGAACAAGAUAAAACUAACUAACUAUUCUAAAAACAAGCUCUUCACUAAUCGAAUGAGGCAAUUGAUUAACAAGUCAUUGAACAAAUACCCAAUUAGUGGUAUCACAACUCCUACGAUUCCAUCGAACGAAAAACUUGAAUCGUUUUUGUCCACGUUUGUCAAUGAUUUUUUAUCACGUUUCCCGUUUAUACACGUUUCCAAAUUGAAUGAAUUUGAAGUUAUGAAUAUGUCGGCCAAUGAAGCUGAGAACAAUGAAAGUGCUAGAGUGUGUUUACCUUUGUUGAUUGCUACUAUUGGUGCAUUAUUGGCAAAUAACAAAAACGACUCAGAACACCUUUAUGAGGCAUCAAGGAGAACUAUUCACAUAUAUUUGGAGAGCCGCAAAAACUAUGUUAACGAAAAGAAGAAAAACGACCCUACAUCGUCAUCAAAUCCGUUGUGGCUUGUUCAAUCUCUAACUUUAUCGGUUAUCUAUGGGUUAUUUUCGGAAAAUAUCAACAACGUAUACAUUGUUGUCAAGCAACUUAAUGCGCUAAACUCGCUUGUGAAAACCUCAAUCAAGGAGAAACAUGAGAUAUUAUUUUCAAUCCAUGGAGAAGACGAAAUUAUUUAUAAAAACCUUACGGAAUUAAAUUCAUCUGCAUCAAAUGAAACUUCCUUAUUUUCAAAUAAUCACAAUGAUGAAAUGAAGUUCAAAAAUCAAAUCAACUUACAAUCACAGAGCCGUACUGUGUUUUUGAUUUAUCGGUUGACCAAUUUCUUGUUCAUGAUGUAUAAUGUUCCAUUAACCUUAUCUGUAAAUGAUCUACAUCGAUUGCCAAUUGCAGAUCGAACUGAUGAAUAUUUAUGGGGUUUCAAAAAUUAUCAAGAGUUUCAGGAAUCGUGUCAUUCUAAUAAUACAUCAAUUGAUAGUUUUAUCAAAAAGCACAAAGUGAUCAAGUUUAAAGAUUUAUUACUCAAGAUCACCAAAAACGCCAACCCAGAUAAACCCCCCAAUAUGGAGUCUGAAUUGUUUGUUGGAGAAAAUUUGGAUUGUUUGAGUAAAUUUGGUUUUAUAUGUUUAGUGCAUGGCUUUUAUGAGAUUAUGCUGUACAAAGAAAUGAAGAAAAUUGAUGCGUUUCAAGUAUUGGAUCAAGUCACCAAACAUUUUCCUAGCAGUAGCAGUAGUGGCAACGGCAGUAGUAGUAGUAGUGGUGGUGGUGGUGGUGGUGGUGGUGGUACUAGUAAUACUAAUAGCAGUACUACUACUCAGACUAAGCAACUUCAUCAACAAAAGGAUAUUGAAAAAUUGGACUAUGCUUUAUUAGUCAACUAUACCAAAAUCUCAACUCUUUUGGAUUUGAGCAUAAUAAAAACACAAUGUUGGGUAAUGAGUUUUGAUGAAUUGUUGAAAGGCUUUGGUGAAUUGUUGACUGGUAUGGUGCCUGAUAGCCCACAAAAUACCCUUAGCAACUAUAAUUACUUGCAAAUUCUUGAUUGUGGAUUAAUGAUUUUGAAACUUGCAUUGUUUGAAAAUAAAAGUUCAUUGCGUUCUCAGCAUGAUGAUGUGGGAAUUAUAAAGUUGACAAAUCGUUUUGAUAAUAAUGAUACGUUUAAUACUGAUUUUGGGUAUUUGGACAACAAUAAUAAUAACAACAACAACAGCAAUGACAACCACAACAAUGACAACAAUGACAACAAUGACAACAACAACAACAAUAUUACCACUACUACCAGUACCAGUACCACAAGUAGUACCAACGGCAACGGUGGUUUUAUUAGUGAUUUUUUGAAUCUCCAUACUAAUGGCAAUAUUGUAGAGCGAAAUAUUACUAGCACUACCAAAGAAUUUGAAAAACUAAUUGACCUCAGAGUUUCUGAUCAUUUUGAACCUACGGGUAACUUGAUCCACUCGCAAAUGUUGUUUCAUAUAUUCACUAUCCUUGCAUUAGUCUCGAUAAUUGUACUCAAGAAAAAGAAAGAUCAAGAAAUGGUAAUGAACUUGAACCAGGGGGGUGCAACCGAUGAGAAGGACAAGUCUCGAUUAUUCGAAAUGGAUUACAAACUUCAAACCAUUAUUUCGUUGUUGGAUAAAGUCAAACAUUGUUUGAAAAAUAAGUAUCAAAUGAUAUCGAACGGGAAUAGAAGUGACUUUGGUAAUGAAUAUAUGGAGGGAACAGUACCGAGAAUGGCAUCUGGAGCACCAGGGAACCCGGCGAAGUUGGAAGAAACGUUUACCAGUUUGUAUAUAUAUAAUAGUAGCGAUGGGAGCAGUGAUUUCUUUUCUCCAAUUUCUCAGCAGAAUAACGGAGUCAGUAUGAAUGAAUUGGAGAAAACAUUAUACAUUUUGAAAAUCGGGGAAACUACUUUGAAUUACAUGUAUGAUUCAAAUAUCAAAGUAUCUAUAUUCAAAAAAUUGGCAGGCAGUUUGUCCCAGAUUAGGAAAUACAUAAUCGAUAAUGAAUCUAGAUUGUUGUGA
Lodderomyces oxycetoniae is the source of this 4425-nucleotide messenger RNA. RefSeq names its product DNA-binding transcription factor (gene ADR1). Gene Ontology annotation, cellular component: chromatin. The record is from RefSeq and is a predicted model, not a curated record. Gene Ontology annotation, molecular function: RNA polymerase II cis-regulatory region sequence-specific DNA binding; DNA-binding transcription factor activity, RNA polymerase II-specific. The transcript is spliced from 2 exons. Gene Ontology annotation, biological process: regulation of transcription by RNA polymerase II. The coding region runs from base 1 to 4425 and encodes 1474 amino acids. NCBI's taxonomy places the organism in Eukaryota, Fungi, Ascomycota, Pichiomycetes, Serinales, Debaryomycetaceae.